Molecule: messenger RNA, 621 nt
Organism: Melopsittacus undulatus (budgerigar)
Lineage: Eukaryota; Metazoa; Chordata; Aves; Psittaciformes; Psittaculidae
Gene: GIP
Product: gastric inhibitory polypeptide
Exons: 6
Coding region: 50-499 (149 amino acids)
Biological process (GO): regulation of insulin secretion; regulation of fatty acid biosynthetic process; response to glucose
Cellular component (GO): extracellular region
Molecular function (GO): glucagon receptor binding; hormone activity
Source: RefSeq, a predicted model, not a curated record
GAUCCUCCAGGCAGCUUCAGAGACAGAGCAAGAGAAACCAGUGGAGGAAAUGAUGUCUUUCAAGGUCCUCUCUCUGCUCCUCGCUUCGCUGGGCUUCGUUUUGAUGGAAGAGAUUGUCUCGGGCGCCAGUGCAGGGACUCCCAGCACCCGAUCGCUGCAGAGACGCUACUCCGAGGCCACCCUGGCCAGCGACUACAGCCGCACGAUGGACAACAUGCUGAAGAAGAACUUCGUGGAGUGGCUGCUAGCCAGACGGGAGAAGAAAAGCGACAACAUGAUCGAGGAGUACAAGAGGGCAGCUGAGCCCCAAGGAGCCGCUGCCAAUGGCCAAAGGUUGGAGCUGAGCACGCAGGAAGCCAAAGAGUUCUUCUCCUGGCUCCUGAAAGGCAGCAAACCCCCGAGCUCUCUGGAAGGUUCGGAGGGUUUGAAGGAUGCUCUGAGCCAGGAGUUCCUGACAUGGCUGAUGUCCACUGAGCUCUGCAGGGCAACGACCGCAUAAGCCCAGGGCGCUGCCGAGGAGCAGUCUCCAUCCCUCAUGGCACGGAGGAGGAAGAACGUUCCCGUUCGCUCUGCUCUGUCGCAUCCUUUCUGUUGUGCUCCUGCGCAAUAAAGAGUUGAAGC